CAAAAUGGUGUUUCAGAUGAAGAAGCCUCAAGUGUUCAUCAGUUUUCGGGGGAAAGACGAACGGAAGAAGUUACUGCCACAUCUCAAACAUCACUUGGAAGCUAGCCCUAGCAAUGUGAGGGUCUUCACGGACGACGACAAUAUUGCACAGCGGCUCGACAGACUCUACAACCAUAUAAGAAACUCAUGGUUGGUGAUCGUCAUCUUCUCCAAAGGAGAGUGCGGAGCAAAGUUUCGAACUUUGGAGAAAUCGUGUCCUGAUAAGGUCAAGAAAUGGAAGAAAGCUUUGGGGUUCGUCGCUAACUAUUCAGGGUUGACUUAUCAAGAACAGAGUUCAGUUUCUGAGUUGGAUUUUAUCAAGACCGUCGUCAAAAAGGUUGAUCAAAUUUUUGCCAAAAGUCCACCAAACGAGAUAUUUGAUAAGUCACAACUUCACUUGUCAAAGACACUAGAAGCUCUGAAUCUGGAAAGAUCUUAUUUUCGAGGAUUCAUGCACGGCUCGGCAUGGAAAGAUCUUAUAUCGUUCGUGCAGAGUAGCAACCGUUUCGAGAUACCUGUUCCUGAAAGCUCUAUUCAGUUUCCUAUGAAUCGUCAGAGAUUCGAUUUACAAGCAGAAAGAAAUGAGUUGUUUGAGAAAGCUACAAACAUACUUGCCCUUCGCAUGAUGCAUAAUCCGACAGAACCUGCACUGAUCUUCAGUAAUUGGGACAAACUAGACGACGAAAUGAAGAACUAUGUCUUCCACUCUGCACAUAAGAAGAUCAAGAUGAUCAAGAUCUACAAUGAUAUUGAUUCCGAGCCUCUCUUUCGUUCAAAUGUUUCUCCCUACGUUGAAGAACUAAUAUGGGACAAGACGUUAGAGCCUCAGGUUUGGCCACAUCCUGAUCAUAGACCCGCCAGCUCAUUUCAUGACAAUAGAGAACAAUCUUACCCAUUGCUUUAUGAAAUGGACUGGCCGGUGGAACCCCUGGUCGAACCCCCGGCCAAACCCCGAGUUCAACUCACCGAUAAAUCCCCGGUCAAACCCCUGUUCGAAGCUCAACGGAGUAAUGACAACCCGGGUUAUUUUACGACUCUGUGUUACUGUCUCAAGAGCUGUGUGUGUUUAACCUAAGGAGCAAAAAUAUGAUCCGGAGGAUUUGCCGACAUAAAAUUUCCGUUGCAGGCAGUAUUGGUUAUAUCUUUUACUUGUGACAUGCGCAAAAGCUAUUGUAUCACGUUCUGACAUUGCGGUCAAACUUGUUUAUAUAGUUUUUUUUUUACUUUACUGUUACAAUA
This is a messenger RNA of Brassica oleracea var. oleracea, 1278 nucleotides long. RefSeq lists its product as uncharacterized. The coding region runs from base 5 to 1114 and encodes 369 amino acids. NCBI's taxonomy places the organism in Eukaryota, Viridiplantae, Streptophyta, Magnoliopsida, Brassicales, Brassicaceae. The transcript has 6 exons. Gene Ontology annotation, biological process: signal transduction. The record is from RefSeq and is a predicted model, not a curated record.